AUGGUGGAAACAUCUGCACUUGAUUCCGAAGCCACUCAACCUGCUGUCAAGUCUAAGGCCGCGAGAUUCAAUGCCCAUAUGCUGAAAAGACUACAAGCUGCAGUCACGAAAGACCCAGAGGUCAAUUUGGCCGAGAAAUUUCCCGCAGACUAUUCAACGCGUCUCAUGGAAAUGAAAGCACUCAUGGAAAGCUCUCCAGAGAACACCAAACCUAGCCCUCGAGGCCGUACAGAACCCGAUGAAGACAUCCGACAAACCCUUUGCGCAUCAGACCCGGUUGAGACUAUAUUUCCCCUUUCGGAUGCAGUUACAAAAUUAGUCCAGUCGGUGUCACAAACUGCGGCGAACUUGCCAGUCGGACUCUCUCAACGGCUGUCUCAGGUUCUAGAGAAUAGUGAGAUUCUGUGGAAAUCACCCUUCCCUCGCCAAAAAGGGGUGUUCAAAUGCUCCGCAGACAUAGUUGUCAAAGCGGUGCGCAAUUUGGAGCGAUACACCCAAUAUACCACGUUACAAUAUCUUGAGCUUCAUAGGCCAAAUAUCCUAGCACCAAAACCACAUGGUUUAGUGUGUAUGAGUGGGGUUUCUCUGAUUUUCAUGAGUCAUAUACCAUCCAUACCUCUCGGGAAAGUGUGGCAUAUGCUCGAUCAUUAUCAAAAGUCCUUCCUCAGCAACCAACUCAGCAUGAUAAUAACCGAUCUACGAACUCUUCCUUUUACAGAAGGGUCUCCUUUUGGGGGGACGGCAGGUGAGGGCUGUACAGAUAUCAGAAGACAUGUUCGAACAAGCAAGAGGCCUAUCACCACCUUCGAAGACUUUGAAACAUUUUUAUAUUCAAGUCCGCAUGCGGGCGGCGAUGUGUUCGUCAAGUUUCUCCGUCAAUUAUCACCGUCAUCUUCCGAACUUCCGGUCUCUCGCAUUAUUUUCACACACGGAGACAUAAGUCCGGACAAUGUUAUGGUUGAAUUAAUCGACAACAACUACAAAAUUUCUGGGAUCAUUGACUGGGAGUAUAGCGGUUUUUACCCUGAUUAUUAUGAGUCUGUCCGAUGCACAAACUCUAUCACCCCGUAUGAGAAUGAUGACUGGUUUUUGUACCUGCCAGAGUGUGUCUCGCCAAGUAUCUACGCUCAAUGGUGGCUUCUCGAUCGAGUUCGAGAAUCGAGAGUCGUUUAA
Messenger RNA from Penicillium brevicompactum, 1173 nucleotides. RefSeq lists its product as uncharacterized. Lineage: Eukaryota; Fungi; Ascomycota; Eurotiomycetes; Eurotiales; Aspergillaceae. The coding region runs from base 1 to 1173 and encodes 390 amino acids. The record is from RefSeq and is a predicted model, not a curated record. The transcript is spliced from 2 exons.